CAGGAUCCGCCCGACACACCCUCUCCUCUCCUCACUGAAGUUGAGAGCAUCGCUAUGGCUUCAAACAUCCCGGCUCUUCUUCUCCUGUCCGCGGGAUUAUUCACGACUACAGUCGGAUAUAAGUCUUGUAGAAUACAGAGAGAAUCUGUGAUCUGUAGGUCGUGGAGAUCUGAGUUCUGCUGUGGGACCUGUGAUGACAACUACUGCUGCUCCGACCCGAAAAAAAUAUUUACCUGGGAGGCACAAAGUGACUGUUCUUUCAAAGACCACAAGAUUUCACCUGAAUAUUCUCCUCAAAGCGACACUGUUUCUAUUGCUGUCAGUGCCUCAAUAAUAGGACUUGUAGCUUUCAUCAUUCUGUUCCUCAUCUGCUGGGUCUGUCCACGCUGCUAUCUCUAUAAGAGGUUCAGAAGUCCUAGACCUGUGAUUACGACAGCUACGGUCGUCACGACACAAUACCUUCCCCAGCCUUCAGCCGUCAUUCAGGGCAGUCAGUACCUUCCCUACCAGGCUCGGCCAAAUAUCCCACCUUAUGGAGGCCAACCGAUUCCAGCUGGAUCACCACCCUCAUAUCAGGAGGCUGUAGGUCCAGGGUGUCCUGUUCCCAUCCAGGUUGCGUUUGAUGGUGGUCAGGCCACGUAUCCUCUACAGUCAUUGCUGCCCACAGACUACACCUCACCUCAACCAGCGUACAACCCUGCUUACACCAGCUGCACCAGUUCAGUCAAGACCAGUAACUAAACCCAAACCGCUGCCUUCUGGAGGAUUACAUAUUUCUACUCUGCUGUUGUGAAUUGUGCAGCUACUGUGGACACUAUCGUUGUUCUCCAUUAAUAUUGCCGUAUUUAUACUCUAUUGUUCGCCAUUAUGUUUACACUUGCUUUAAAUACUUGAAUUUGUUUCUUUCUCUCAAUUUUAACCAAAGAUCUAUCCCUUGUCUAGUUAUUUUGGAUCCUAGAUUGGUACAUUUUGUGAUUGUAAAUUUGUUAAGUUCAUUUCAUGCCAAUCAAAUGAAGCAAGAGUCAAGCUGACUAUCAGAGUUCAGAGUUAAAGAAGAAAUUGUUUGUAUCUAGUUUUCAGAAGUGGAUACUGUCUCAGACAUGUUCUGUCUGUUUGUAUUAACAGGAUUGUGUAUUUAAAAUCAAAAUGCUUCACACAUUACACUGGUGCGUUUUGGUUUUGUUGAAAGUUUCUUGCAUGGGAGGGACAUUAUAGCCACUUAUCAGGAAGAA
Cyprinus carpio (common carp) is the source of this 1232-nucleotide messenger RNA. Its product is annotated as protein shisa-5-like. NCBI's taxonomy places the organism in Eukaryota, Metazoa, Chordata, Actinopteri, Cypriniformes, Cyprinidae. The record is from RefSeq and is a predicted model, not a curated record.